Molecule: messenger RNA, 164 nt
Organism: Scutellospora calospora
Lineage: Eukaryota; Fungi; Glomeromycota; Glomeromycetes; Diversisporales; Gigasporaceae
Source: the annotation of a GenBank genome assembly
AAUCAAUAGAUAAUAUUAAUUAUGAAGGCAUAACUACAGUAAUACAAAAUAAUAAAAACAAUUUAUUAUUAAAUAUUGAAUUAGAAAAAAGAAAGAUUGCUUUACUAGAAUAUCAAAUUAAAGCUAGAAAAGAAGCUACUGAAACAGAAGCUAUAGAAUUAUAA